GUGCCACCUGAAGAGACUGUAUAUUUAAGACUGUCAAGAACUACAAUCAAGCACUAGCAACGAAGACUAAUUGACUCCCUUGACCUACUAUCCACCCACUCCUGGCGAUUCGAAGUUAUCCAAAGCUCGUGUAUCUCCUCUAUUUUGAAAACGUCUCCGUUAUGUCGUCAAGCACGCCCGAUGAUCGUCCCAAGGCGACAGCAGUCGCAUACCAAGGCGAACCUCUCCCGAACGUCUCCGAGGACUUGGUGGUCCCAAAUAUCCUAAGCCUGGACUUCGAGGAAAGGCUCUGGGUUCCCCAAGCCCCGGACAUCUGGUUCCGACCUAUCCUCUUCAACGUUUCCCAGGGCUAUUUCGUAAACCUGCUCCGCGUGCGCCGCUCAGGAAUCCUGUCGCGUCAUCGUCAUUCCGGUCCCGUCCAUGCCACUACGCUCCGCGGCAAGUGGCAUUAUCUCGAGCACCCCUGGUGGGCAACGGAGGGGAGCCAUGCUUUUGAGCCCCCCGGCGACAUUCACACACUCGAAGUACCUGAUGGGGUUGAGGAAAUGAUUACAUUGUUCCAUGUCACUGGGGCAUAUAUAUAUGUCGAUCCCCACGGGGCGCCCCUUGGUGUGGAGGAUGUUUUCUCGAAACUUUCUAGCGCAAAGGCUCAUUAUGAGAAGGUCGGGUUGGGGGCGGCUUAUGUUGACCAGUUUAUUCGGUGAUUUUGUGCAUAAUGCCCUUUUUAUCUGUCAAUAAAGACAAGUCUGCUUAUUCAAGCGUUACCCGUUUGAGAAAGGCCCAUUUCCAGCAUAGUCCAUGAAGCAGUAGGGUAUUGGUAGCAUUUGUACAUGGCACGUCGUUGCCGCUUAUACGUUCAUUGCGAUCUCUACAGAAGAGGCUCAGC
This is a messenger RNA of Aspergillus glaucus CBS 516.65, 886 nucleotides long. RefSeq names its product 2,4'-dihydroxyacetophenone dioxygenase family protein. The transcript has a single exon. The coding region runs from base 162 to 704 and encodes 180 amino acids. Lineage: Eukaryota; Fungi; Ascomycota; Eurotiomycetes; Eurotiales; Aspergillaceae. The record is from RefSeq and is a predicted model, not a curated record.